Aspergillus niger is the source of this 159-nucleotide messenger RNA. RefSeq lists its product as hypothetical. NCBI's taxonomy places the organism in Eukaryota, Fungi, Ascomycota, Eurotiomycetes, Eurotiales, Aspergillaceae. The record is from RefSeq and is a predicted model, not a curated record. The transcript has 2 exons. The coding region runs from base 1 to 159 and encodes 52 amino acids.
AUGGCGAAGCGAGGAGAGCUCAAAAGAUUCAAUAGCUUAGCCACAAGGGAUAUCCGCCGUAUUCCAAUCGACUUGCGACUGUCGGUUAGCUCACUGUUUAUCGCACGUGUUGGGUGUGCAAGCUACGGCCCAAACCACACAACCACAAUGACUAUCUAG